Ailuropoda melanoleuca (giant panda) is the source of this 5742-nucleotide messenger RNA. RefSeq names its product TLR4 interactor with leucine rich repeats (gene TRIL). The transcript has a single exon. Gene Ontology annotation, cellular component: extracellular matrix. The coding region runs from base 652 to 3090 and encodes 812 amino acids. Lineage: Eukaryota; Metazoa; Chordata; Mammalia; Carnivora; Ursidae. The record is from RefSeq and is a predicted model, not a curated record. Gene Ontology annotation, molecular function: protein binding.
CUCCCUCCGCCGUCUCCUCUUUCUCCGCCUGCAUCCCCGGGGGGCAGAGUGUGGGAAGAACGAAUUUCCGCCCGGUUUGCCUGCCACUCGCCGACUUGGGUCCCUUCCGGACGCAGCCUGCUCACUCCCGGCUCCUCCCCCGGCUGUUCCACCGAGGCCUCGCUCCUGGUCCGGGACCGAGAGUCAGGAGGCGCGGGCUGCGGGGGCCGGGCCGCCGGGGCGCAGCAGCCAAGCCGCGCCCCGAGGAGCUCUUGGAAGGGCUCCCGCCUGCAGCUGGGGAAUCCGCUCGGCGGGGAGAAUCCGUGCCAGGGAAUCCAGCUCUCCGGACUCAAGCUGCAAACAAAAAGCUCAGGUCUGGCUCCCUCCCCCUACCCCCCGACGCACACCCGGAGAAACAGUUCUGUGCAGAAAUGCAACAAGUAGCACCCGGAGCUCCUGGAGCGCCGUGAGCCGCCUGACUUGGCCGGGCGAAGCCCGCCUGCAGAGACCCGGGCCAGCCACCGGACAAAGGGCGGAGGAGGGGCUGGACCGCGCUGCGGAGUCCGAAAGAGGCCAUUUAGCGACUCUGGCCAGGCCAAGGGGAAUGCAGAGGAGACACAGAGCAGGCGGGCCAAGAGGACGAUCCGGCCGCAGCACGCAGGGCGGGCGGCGAUGGAGGCUGCCCGCGCCGUGCGCUUCCUACUCGUGGUGUGCGGCUGCCUCGCGCUCCCGCCGCGGGCCCAGCCCGUGUGCCCGGAGCGCUGCGACUGCCAGCACCCCCAGCACCUCCUGUGCACCAAUAGGGGGCUCCGCGCCGUGCCCAAGACCAGCUCGCUGCCGAGCCCCCAGGACGUGCUCACCUACAGCCUCGGCGGCAACUUCAUAACCAACAUCACGGCCUUCGACUUCCACCGUCUGGGGCAGCUCAGACGGCUGGACCUGCAGUACAACCAGAUCCGCUCUCUGCACCCCAAGACCUUUGAGAAGCUCUCCCGGCUGGAGGAGCUCUACCUGGGGAACAACCUCCUGCAGGCGCUUGUCCCCGGUACGCUGGCCCCGCUGCGCAAGCUGCGCAUCCUCUACGCCAACGGCAACGAGAUCGGCCGCCUAAGCCGCGGCUCCUUCGAGGGCCUGGAGAGUCUGGUCAAGCUGCGGCUGGACGGGAACGCCCUGGGGGCGCUGCCGGACGCGGUCUUCGCCCCCUUGGGCAACUUGCUCUACCUACAUCUGGAGUCCAACCGGAUCCGCUUUCUGGGCAAGAACGCCUUUGCCCAGCUGGGCAAACUGCGCUUCCUCAACCUCUCUGCCAACGAGCUGCAGCCCUCCCUACGCCACGCAGCCACCUUCGCACCGCUGCGCUCCCUCUCCACCCUCAUCCUCUCGGCCAACAGCCUCCAGCACCUCGGCCCGCGCGUCUUCCAGCACCUGCCGCGUCUCGGCCUACUCUCACUCAGGGGCAACCAGCUCACACACCUCGCGCCAGAGGCCUUUUGGGGGUUGGAGGCCCUGCGCGAGCUGCGCCUGGAGGGGAAUCGGCUGAGCCAGCUGCCCGUGGCGCUGCUGGAGCCUCUGCACAGCCUGGAGGCGCUGGACCUUAGCGGGAACGCGCUGUCCGCUCUGCACCCCACUAUCUUUGGCCACCUGGGCCGGCUGCGCGAGCUCAGCCUGCGCGACAACGCGCUCACUGCCCUCUCCGGGGACAUCUUCGCCGCCAGCCCGGCCCUCUACCGGCUGGAUCUAGAUGGCAACGGCUGGACCUGCGACUGCCGUCUGCGGGGCCUGAAGCGCUGGAUGGGCGAUUGGCACUCGCAAGGCCGUCUUCUCACCGUCUUCGUGCAGUGUCGCCACCCCCCGGCCUUGCGGGGCAAGUACCUGGAUUACCUGGAUGACCAGCAGCUGCAAAACGGGUCUUGUGCAGAUUCCUCGCCCUCAGUUUCCCCGACCACCGAAGGCCACGGGAGGCCCUCACCCACAGCCACCGGGGAGGAGGUGGCGCCCCCUGCAGGUGGCCUCUCCGAGGAGCUGCCACCGCAGCCGCAGCCACAGCAGCGCGGGCGAUUUCUUCCUGGGGUGGCCUGGGAUGGGGCCGCCGGGGAGCUCUUGGGCAACCGCAGCGCUCUGAGGCUGAGCCGACGGGGUCCGGGCCUCCAGCAGCCUGACCCCUCCGCCGCUGCUGCCGCGGUCCCGGCGCCACACCCCCUGGACCUGCUCCAGAAGCCCGAGCGGGGACCUCCGACUCUGGCAGAUGCUGCCCACGCGGGGCCCACCCCGACGGCCGAGCCCUCCUCUGCGCCACCGCCUGCUGGCGACCCCUGGCAGCACGCGGCGAAGCAGCGCCUGGCCGCGCAGCAGCAGGAAAGCGCCGCUCAGUCCGACGGCGGGGUCGGCCUGGCGCCGCUGGUGUCCGACCCUUGCGACUUCAACAAGUUCAUCCUGUGCAACCUGACCGUGGAGGCGGUGGGCUCCGACAGCGCCUCGGUGCGCUGGGCGGUGCGCCAGCACCGCAGCCCCCCACCGCUGGGCGGCGCGCGCUUCCGCCUGCUCUUCGACCGCUUUGGCCAGCAGCCCAAGUUCCACCGCUUCGUCUACCUGCCGGAGCGCAGCGACUCGGCCACGCUGCGCGAACUGCGCGGAGACACCCCUUACCUGGUGUGCGUGGAGGGCGUCCUCGGGGGCCGGGUCUGCCCGGUAGCCCCCCGUGACCACUGCGCCGGGCUGGUCACCCUCCCGGAGCCUGGGAGCCGGAGCAGCGUGGAUUACCAGCUGCUGACCUUGGUCUUGCUGGCCGUCAACGCGCUGCUGGUGCUCCUGGCGCUGGCGGCCUGGGCGUCACGCUGGCUGCGCAGGAAGCUGCGGGCUAGGCGGAAGGGUGGGGCCCCGGUGCAUGUUAGACACAUGUACUCCACCCGACGUCCCCUGCGCUCCAUGGGCACCGGCGUGUCUGCGGACUUUUCUGGAUUCCAGUCGCACCGGCCGCGCACCACCGUGUGUGCUCUCAGCGAGGCGGACCUCAUCGAGUUCCCCUGCGACCGCUUCAUGGACAGCGGGGGCGGCGGCACAGGUGGCAGCUUGAGGCGGGAGGACCAUCUUCUGCAGCGAUUUGCUGACUAGAUCCAGAGACUCCAGGGGUGUGGAGACCAUCUCAUCGGCCUUGAGGAGCCAGCCACUUUCCGUGGAGCCCCUCAAUCCACCUCAGGGGAAGAUCUCACUUUAUCAGAGCUUCUCCUUUCCCCCUUUUGUGCACUUGCCAGAGAGGCCAAAGGGGAAGCCAGUUCGGCACCCCCACCCCUACCCCAAUUUCCAGUACCCACUCAUGAAGUGAAUGGGUGGUACUUAGUGGUCAAGGCCAAGAGUAGGGGACAAAUGGAUGUUAGAGUCCAGAGGUGGGAAGCCUUUUACAUGGAGACCUUGGCACAGCUAUGGAUGUGGCUUUUGUGGCAUGGCAGUGCAAGAGAGCCUGGCCCCCUUUGGGGUAGAAAAGGGCGCUUUUGCCCCCCAGUAUGGCCAGAAAGAGAUUUGGGUGCAUGCUUUUUGUUUGUUCAGUGUGAAACAGAGGAGUUUUGUCCUAUUUAAGGGAAAAGGAACUUAUUAGUAUUACAAAGGAUGCUUGGCACCUUGACUGCACUGGUCUGGUGGUCUCUGCCAAGAAGGUAGAUGUUGUAAACAGGUGGAAAAGUUGAACACACCUGCCAAGGAACUCUUUCGUGUUGGUUAAUAGAACAUUUAGGAUAAUUUAAUGUUUAAAUAAUUAGAGACUAUUUUUUUUUCAACAAUGUGAAGAGCUGGGACAUUUAACAAACUGACAAUAAACUCAAGGACUGUUUUAGUUGCGCUGAACCGUUCAACUAGUAUUUUCUUUUUAACAUUAACACCACAAGAACAUUGGCUGACCUUGGGGUUAACUAAGAUUACCUACUUUCUCAGGAGAAGACUGCAUGCAAGACUUCUCUGUCAGGGUUGCUCCUGUGGCUUUUUAAUUUUAUUUUUCUAAACCUAUCUAUGGAAAAGGAAACGUCAGUGCCAGACUUGAUAAAGAAUGUAAGGUGUGCAUAACCGAUGGCCGCGUAGGGAACGGCAGCCUCCAAGUUCACUUAACCGCAUCUCUGACACUGUGUCCAGAUUGGAAUAAAUGUGAUGUGGUACUUCUCAUGUUUUUAUCAGUGACACCCAGUAGACUGUGCCCCGCUUCUCUUGAGUUGCACGGUUAAGUGAUAAAGGCAGUUCCCUAAUAGGAGGGAAGCAAAAGGUGGUAGUCAGUUGAUGGUGUAACUUUCAGUCACCUUAAUGUCUUACUCUGUAUGAAAUAGAGGGGAAGAAAUUAUCGGAAAAAAUGUGAAAAAGGGUGCAUCAGUGGUUGUCUGUUUUUACUAAAACCGGAAGACUGUUAGGAAUACUUAAACCUCACUGUGAAAUAAUUAUCUGUUUUGCAAGUUAAUCCCUCCACUACCCCGUGUUUUACCAUGUAUUAAAUCUUAUCUUUUAGUUAAUAAUUGCGGUAUUUCUUUUAAAUUUUCUUGUUUUAAAUUUAGGAUUAGCCUCCUUUAUUUGCUCAGUUGUUUUCAAUUAUUUGGGACACUUUCAUUCCCUGAUAUUUAUGAAGUACAUGUUUAUCAAUAAAUGUAGUGCUUUGGUUUACAUUAAUAAUUUCGUGUGUGGUCUAAAAAAGCAGUCACGAGGAAGAUCCGCACGGUUAUAUUCACUGUCGUUGUGGAUUUAUUGGCAGUGGGGUGCCAUGGAGGCUCUUGCUAUGGUGCUAAGGCUGACAGGGAAUCCUCUGUUAAGGCCUCAAGCCCCUGAGGGUCCUGAUGACUCAGGGAAUCUAUCAUAGUCUGGGGGUCCUUCAACCCCAGCGCACUUCCUUUUAUGUUCGGCCUCCAGUGAGCCAAGCCUGCCCUUGUCCCAACAGCUGAGCAGGGACCCAGGGCUCUAAACGAACGGAUCUGUGUUUAUGUUCAAUGAGUAAAUGUCCAGACCACUUAAAGUACAGCUGCUUCUCUGGCAGUCUUAUCUGUGGGGCCAAAAUUUAAUAAACCGCAGGAAAUAGACUGUCAUUCUUAGUUUGCUGCCAGUGCCCGUGUCAGAUCCCGAGCAUAUGAGUAUGUGGGAGAGGGGCCGUUGCUCGCUCUUAUUUGCAACCUUUGGGCUAUGUACUUGCCCUUCUCGUGCUCCUAGUUGUGUUCAUUUGUAGAGCAAUGGCAUCUUUUAGCUGGUCCUUUUGCACAGCAGUGUCCUCUUGAGCCCCACUGAAAGUCUGGAAAAGACCUCUGAUGCUUCCCACCAGCCACCCUUUCAGCUGCAGAACAUCACGGAAAAUACUUCACGGAAAAACAGUAAAAUCUAUGUAGAAACAGUUCGACUGGAAAGUCUUUUGGUGGGAAGGGAAUAAAUGUUAUACAUUGUUAUGGUCAGUUACGUCAAUAAACCCACUUACUAAUGGAGAUGUGUUAUUGUUGGAGUUUCCGAGUAUCCUAUACACUGUCAUGGUGAUACGCUCUGGUUUUCGGUAGCAGCUUCAGUUGACGACAAUGAAACAUAAGCUGGAGGUCUAUCUGUCCUCUUGCAGUGGUUUUUAAUUGCCAUUUCUACAGAAGAGUAGGGACUUUAUUUUUUGGAAAUAGUUGUUAGGAGAGUUUAUGCCCAAAGAAACAAUGAGAUGACUCUAAAAGCAGAGGGUGAGCCAUGAUAAGAAAAUGCUGUUAAAAUACCAGGUAGUAAGGAGGGCACAUACUUCAUGGUGCACUGGGAGUUAGGCGCAACUAAGGA